UUCCCCUGACAGCAACGCUCGGGCCCGUCACGGUUGCUGGGGACCUUCCCGCGGUAACCUAGUCAGCUGUGGGGUUAUUGGAGGCUGGUUCGUUUCUGCAGUCGUGUAAACAUUGAUAUUUAAUAUUUGCAUCUCGUCAGUUCCGUCCCUCCAAGCUUGGCGUCAACUGCCAAACUACAUUUGUUCUUUGCGCCUCCCAUCCCCCAUCUCAACCUUCAUACAUCUCCUAAGGUUGGCGCCGCCCCUCCUUGGUUGCAGUACUUUUAUCAACCUUCACCUCGAUUAUCCAACAGAUAUUGGUCUUCUUUGUUUUGCGAUAUUAGCCUCUUCGCCUGCUUUUCAGUUCGCCGACACAAACCGAUUAUCCUACACCAAGCAUGGGAGAUAUCCAGAACUCUGCGCCCACUUUUGGCGCUAGGAAGAAUAUCGACCCCAGUCAAAAUGCCGUCAAGAGAUUGCAGACGGAGCUUAUGCAGCUAAUGACAUCGCCGGCGCCGGGCGUGUCUGCCUUCCCCUCUGCCGACGGCAAUCUCCUUUCGUGGCGGGCUACCAUCGAGGGACCUGAGGAUACCCCUUAUGCCGGCCUCACCUUCAAGCUUAGUUUUGAAUUUCCUGCGAAUUAUCCUUACGCGCCGCCUACGGUGCUGUUCAGAACCCCGAUCUACCAUCCCAACGUGGACUUUUCUGGACGCAUCUGUCUCGACAUCCUCAAGGAUAAGUGGACUGCUGCUUACAACACUCAGACCGUCCUUCUGAGCUUGCAAUCCCUGCUUGGAGAGCCGAACAAUGCUUCCCCGCUCAACGGCGAGGCGGCUGAGCUUUGGGACAAGGACCCGACCUUGUUCAAGACCAAGGUCAUGGACCGUCACAGGGACAUUGACGACGACUGAAGGCAAAAUGCAGGAGCAGUUUAGGAGAGCAUUGGGUUGGGAGAAAUUGGUUUAUUCUCGAGGUUGGAAUCCCUGGCGUAUUGGUCUCUGGAACAGGAUUGCAUUAUCAGGGCGGGUUUGUUUAAUGGGUAUCCCGUUGUUGCUCGCGUCUGCUACCGGUUGCAGACUGGCUUUAUGAAGUACAUCAAGCAUUGGUUGUAAUGGACAGUAUAUCGUCCAUAGAGCGUAUCAUUUUUCAUGACGAAGCCCCUGCCUGAC
This is a messenger RNA of Neurospora crassa OR74A, 1148 nucleotides long. Its product is annotated as ubiquitin-conjugating enzyme E. The transcript is spliced from 4 exons. NCBI's taxonomy places the organism in Eukaryota, Fungi, Ascomycota, Sordariomycetes, Sordariales, Sordariaceae. Bases 378 to 890 code for a protein of 170 amino acids. The record is from RefSeq and is a predicted model, not a curated record.